AUGUUGAAAGAAAAGGCCGAACUUGAUCUUGAGGCGAUACCACCUUCGGAAUCGGCCCAUGAACAAGUGAUAGCUGAAAAGCCCAUUGAACACGACGCUGUCUUUGGUACGAUCACGGAAGAUGGACCCAACUAUAGAAAUGUCGGUUGGAAAGGCACUACAGCCCUCCUGUUGAAGACCCAGAUAGGUCUAGGUGUCCUUUCAAUGCCCGAUAUCUUUAGUUCACUGGGUCUUAUUCCAGGCCUUGUUCUGAUCCUGGUGAUUGCCGGUAUAACGACAUGGGCUGACUGGAUGGUAGGCGUCUUCAAACGACGCCACCCUCAUAUCUACGGUGUCGAUGACGUUGGCCGAAUGCUUUUUGGCAGAAUUGGCUUUGAAGUCUUUGGUGCAUGUUUCUGUAUUUGUUGGUGUGGCUCUGCUAUUCUGAGCAUCUCGAUUGCACUCAACGCUCUUUCAUCCCACGCGAUUUGUACCGCCAUCUUUGUCGCCGUCGCAGCAAUUGUCGCCUCCAUUUUUGCCAGUAUUCAGACACUCGGACGUAUUAGCUGGCUGGCUUGGGUUGGAACGAGCUGCAUAGUUGUAUCUGUUUUUGUGUUGACGAUUGGGGUGGGAGUCCAGGGUCACCCGCCUGUUACUGCGGCCACUGGAGGAAUGGUCGUUAAAUCAGAUUGGAAAUUUUUCGGAAACCCGAGCUUUGCAAAUGCCAUUUCAGCCGUCUCGACAUUGAUUUUUGCUUAUGCAGGUACACCAGCGUUUUUCAACGUUGCUGCAGAGAUGCGGGAUCCCCGGGAUUUCACCAAAUCCGUCCUUGUGUGCCAGGCCUCCAUCACUGUUAUCUACAUCGUUAUAGGUACGGUGGUUUAUUAUUACUGCGGAUCAUAUGUUGCCUCUCCUGCCCUUGGGUCAGCCGGCGAGGUCAUCAAGAAGAUAUCAUAUGGUAUCGCAUUUCCGGGGCUGGUUGUUUCUGCAGUCUUGUAUCUUCAUCUGCCCGCAAAACACAUAUUUGUCCGUCUACUGCGUGACUCCAGGCACCUAGCCUCGAACACAAUCAUUCACUGGGUUACAUGGCUGGGCUCUACUAUCACGGUAACAGUGGUUGCGUACGUGAUUGCCAGUGCAAUCCCUGUUUUCGGUAGUCUUGUUUCUCUGAUUGGUGCUCUAUUGGGAACAUUUCUCACUUUCCAAGUAAUGGGAUGCACGUGGCUAUAUGUCAAUUGGCAGGCCAGUCCAGAGGAGCGUACUUUCAAAUGGAAAGCUGGAGUUGCAUGGAGCGGUUUUGUCAUCGUUGGGGGAUGCUUCUUAAUGAUAGCUGGUACAUACGGUUCAGUGGUGGACAUCAUCGACUCUUAUAAGGAGUCUGGGGGGUCAGCAGCCUGGUCGUGCGCGGACAACUCUACGUAA
Messenger RNA from Penicillium pulvis, 1401 nucleotides. Its product is annotated as transmembrane amino acid transporter protein-domain-containing protein. Lineage: Eukaryota; Fungi; Ascomycota; Eurotiomycetes; Eurotiales; Aspergillaceae. Gene Ontology annotation, cellular component: vacuolar membrane. The transcript is spliced from 5 exons. The record is from RefSeq and is a predicted model, not a curated record. The coding region runs from base 1 to 1401 and encodes 466 amino acids. Gene Ontology annotation, biological process: amino acid transmembrane transport. Gene Ontology annotation, molecular function: amino acid transmembrane transporter activity.